AUGUGUCAUUGCGUUUUCCCUCCUCAAGGUCCUCCCAUGGCUUCCCAGGAGAGGGUGGAGGCAGUGACCAAAGGAACAGGCUUCUGGCGCUGCCCCAAGCCGGCCACUUACUCCCGGAGGACCUGUGAGCUGCUCAGAGUGAUGAUGAAGGAAUCCAGACUGACUAACUUCCAACAGCGCCACAUCAUGGACACCAUGAAAAGAGGAGACGCUCUGCCCCUACAGUGCAGCCCAACAUCCAGCCAGAGGGGCUUGCCCUCCAAGCAGCCGGCCCCAGCCACCUACCUGCCUCCCAUCCUGGCGGCCCGUUCCCAGCUCCGGCCUGCCAGCAUGUGCCAAGCCAACGGGGCCUACAGCCGCGAGCAGUUCAAGCCUCAAGCCACCCGAGAUCUGGAGAAGGAGAAGCGAAGACUCCAAAAUAUCUUUGCCACCGGGAAGGACCCAGAGGAACGGAAAAGAAAGCCCCCUCCUGUGCAACAGGAGGACCCAGCCCCUGAGCUGGACCGGUUUGAAGAACUGGUGAAAGAAAUCCAGGAGAGGAAAGAAUUCCUGGCUGACAUGGAGGCGCUGGGGCAGGGCAGACAGUACCGAGGGAUCAUCCUUGCUGAAAUCUCCCAGAAACUUCGGGAAAUGGAAGACAUUGACCACAAGAGGAGUGAGGAACUUAGGAAGGCUCUGGCCACUGCUUAAUCUGUCUCCAGAGACGGGGGUGGGGUAGCCCAACCUCAACCACUGGAGCCCACCCCCUUGCCAAGCAGGGUCAUCCCCAGGUCAGCCCACCCACCCUGGCCUUUAACCAUGUCAAAUGGUCGCACUGCCCUGGCCGAGGGUACCCUGGGCAUACACAGUACCCUAGAAAACAGACCACAUCUCAGAGAAUGAGCUGAUUCUUCUCGACACUCUGCCCAGGGAUCCUGGGUCAGCUGAGCCUCUGAGACCCACAACCACAGAUACACACACACAUAUACACACGACUUUGAGUCUUUCUUGGGGAAGGAGCCCCAUACACAGUGAAAGCAAGGCCCCCGUCUCAGCACCUUGGGCGUGUGUCUAAGGCAUCCAGCGGGCCCUCUGCCCACCACCUGCACCCACUGUGUCCUGCGAUGCCGUUUUCUGGACUCAGGAAUGAAUAUGACUCCUUUUUUCCUACCUGUCUUAGGACCUGCUUCUUUGACUUCUUACAGCCUUGGGCAAAUGUUUAACCGCUUUGAUUAAUUGGCCAAUAAAACACGUUUAACGUGGGUCAUUACA
Molecule: messenger RNA, 1251 nt
Organism: Diceros bicornis minor
Lineage: Eukaryota; Metazoa; Chordata; Mammalia; Perissodactyla; Rhinocerotidae
Gene: C25H22orf23
Product: chromosome 25 C22orf23 homolog
Exons: 6
Coding region: 1-690 (229 amino acids)
Source: RefSeq, a predicted model, not a curated record